Molecule: messenger RNA, 114 nt
Organism: Parastagonospora nodorum SN15
Lineage: Eukaryota; Fungi; Ascomycota; Dothideomycetes; Pleosporales; Phaeosphaeriaceae
Exons: 2
Coding region: 1-114 (37 amino acids)
Source: RefSeq, a predicted model, not a curated record
AUGUCCGUGCCUGGCAUUGAGCCUCGCAUAAGUUGUGCGCGGGUACUCAAGGUGAGAGCAGAAAAAGCGAAAGGAGGCAAGAGGAAGAAGGAACGAUGCGCAUAUGAGAACUAA